CUCACCCGCAUACGACCACCAUGUCGGCCUCGAUCAUGCCCUCGAACGAACAAACCUGGGGAAGACUCCUAAUCGCCGGAGGAACGGACUGGCCUAAGCUCGGCAAGAGGCUCCCGAAUAAUGGUGAAAUCUCAGAACACCCGGACCUUCUCGACCCACAUAUCCUUCGGUCGCUCUCAAAUGUCAAAAUCGUGUCCGUGCAUGCCGGCUGUGCCGGCUGUCACGUUAUUGCGUUGGACGUCGAAGGCCAAGCAUGGUUAUUCGGACGCAACACCUCUUCCGCACUUGGAGUUUCCGGUGUCGACGUCAUCUCCGAAAAUGCUCCUUGGAAGUUAAGGGCACAGGACUUGGGUGCCGCGGCUGGUACGAAGUUCGUUCAUGCCGCUUGUGGGAGAGCACAUUCUAUUCUUGUGGGAAGCGAUGGAAGGGUCUGGACUGCUGGAGUAAAUCUGCUCGGACAGUGCGGUCACCAUCCUUGCCCGGAAAUAACCUCAUUCAGACGCGUCGACGGCCCAUACAACUCCUCUGGAGCCAUCCAACCAGUAGUCAGCGCCGCCGCCGGGAUUACAUUCUCUCUACUACUUACUAAAGACGGUCAAGUUUACGCUAUGGGAAGCGGCGAGAAAGGCCAGCUCGGAAACGGACGGACGGGCGAAUAUAUCGCCACGGGAAAUAAAACCGCGUUCGACGUCGAGAGCGAGCCAAUCCUAGUGAAAGGUCUCACAGACAAAAAAAUCGUACAGAUCGCGUGUGGGCAGCAGCAUAGUAUUGCGCUCGAUGACACAGGGGUCGUCUACGUAUGGGGCUACAAUGGCUACUGCCGCCUCGGACUCGGUGACCAGAAAGACGUGUUGAUCCCGAAAGUCGUUCCCCAGUUCGCUGGCCCACGAGAAAUGAUGAUGGGCGCGAUGGUCGCGGCUGGACCUUCGAACUCGGUGGUCGUGGAUAGACAGCAGAUGUAUUGGAUGGCUGGAAAGUGGAAGACUACUGGUGAUGGCUCCGGUGGCCAGCCUUAUUCCUCUUUCCGAUACAUGCAAGAUAUAAUGGCUUGUAAAACGUAUCAUAUCGCCUGCGGGGGCGUCACCCAUUUCGCGCUUGCGCCCGACCAGGAUGAACCUGGCGUGAUGACGAUCGCAUGGGGGCAAAAUGCCGUGAACGGUGAGCUCGGUAUGGGCGCGAACGAACCGAAGAGCGCGACGAAGCCUAGCAGGAACGAGCCCCUACGCGGCGUCGACGUCUUUGCUGUCGCCGGAGGCCAAAACACAUCCUACUUCCUCGCCCGCCCGAACGAGAAAUACUCCGAGCUACCACGACACCCUGCCGAUCUGGACACGGCGGAGGAGUGUCUGAGAUGCUGGAAAGACCACGGGGAGGAGGAUUCGCCGUUGGCUUGCGAUAAGUGCGACGCGCCCUACCACAUCGGCUGUCUCUCCCCACCCCUCCCCUCCAUCCCCGAAGGCGAAUGGUUCUGUCCCUCCUGCGCCUCUACGCCCGGCGGCCCCAUCGGCGGUGCAGUCCCGCCCCCACCACCUCGGCCCGCUAUGCCUUACUCCACCUCCACUACCUCUAACGCGACUGCGACGGGCGCGAUGCAGAGGACGAGUUCGGGGGGGACGGCGAAGAGGAGGAGGGGGAAGGAGGAGGAGGAGGAGGAGGGGGGUGAGAAUGGGGUGGAGGGGGGGAGGAGGGGACAGAGGAGGGGGUUAAUGGGAGGGCGGACACGAAGAGAGGAAGGGGGAGGGGGAGGGGUGGUGCGCCGAAACGGAAGAAGUAAGCGGGCCCAACUCGUCUUGGCCUUGGGGCGAUUCGAAAGGGAUGGGAACAUGUGAUCCCUUUUUGUGUUUGUGUCCAAGCCUGAUGGUCUUAUGUUUUCCUUAUACAUACCUAUUUUGGUUUCUUCAAGUUCUUCUCAAGUUCUCGGACGUCCAGCCAGGUCCUUCCUUCCCGCCUUCUUGUUCUUUGUUCUGAUAUAUAUGUGCAUAUAUUCGUUAUUGUUUUCUUUUCCCUAAGGCCCGUCCGAGUCCUUUUGCACACGCAUACACAUGCCCAGCAUCGAGCAGGACCUCGCAAGUUUCCCCUUCCCUUCCCUUCCCUUCCCUUCCCUUCCCUUCCCUUGCUUGCCUCAAUGCCUUUGGUUCAACCUUUCGUCCCUGUAACCUCCACUCAUCUUCCAAUUACAAUUAUGCAUACACCCUCAAGUUCUUUAUCGUCCACAGCCUCGUUGGUACGAUGUACAUACGAAUGACAG
Molecule: messenger RNA, 2248 nt
Organism: Stereum hirsutum FP-91666 SS1
Lineage: Eukaryota; Fungi; Basidiomycota; Agaricomycetes; Russulales; Stereaceae
Product: RCC1/BLIP-II
Exons: 16
Coding region: 21-1829 (602 amino acids)
Source: RefSeq, a predicted model, not a curated record